This is a messenger RNA of Erinaceus europaeus (western European hedgehog), 2500 nucleotides long. RefSeq names its product CD36 molecule (gene CD36). Gene Ontology annotation, biological process: lipid storage; long-chain fatty acid import into cell; lipoprotein transport. Gene Ontology annotation, molecular function: low-density lipoprotein particle binding; scavenger receptor activity; low-density lipoprotein particle receptor activity. The transcript has 16 exons. Bases 379 to 1797 code for a protein of 472 amino acids. The record is from RefSeq and is a predicted model, not a curated record. Lineage: Eukaryota; Metazoa; Chordata; Mammalia; Eulipotyphla; Erinaceidae. Gene Ontology annotation, cellular component: cytoplasm; caveola; cell surface.
UGCUGUGCUGUGAAAGUCAUGUGUUUAUUUUCUGCGUCUCCUGCUACAACAGUCUCUCUAAAGCCAGUUUUUAGAACCCUUCAUCUGGCCAAGCAAGUUUCUCUAGAAGUUGGUUGUACUAGAAGAAAAGAUGAAAACAGUAAUUUUUAACAUAAACUUAUGAAUCAUUAGUGAUUAUAAAGAUUAUAUGAACUAUAGCUUAUAAUGACUAUAAGAAUUGAUUCUUUCUGAUUCUUAUCAAGUCAUUUCCUGUGGAAUUCAUAAUUUGCUGUUUGUGAAAAAGGAUAGAACCAGAGUUCUUACCACCUUGAAACAUACCUUGAAGUUUAAAAGAAGCAAGUUUGAGACUGUGACUUUUUUUUUGCUAACAAAAAGAAAAUGGGCUGUGAUCGAAACUGUGGACUUAUUACUGGUGCUGUCAUUGGUGCAGUCCUGGCUGUGUUUGGAGGUAUUCUAAUGCCAGUUGGAGACAUGCUUGUUGAGAAGACUAUCAAAAAGGAAGUUGUUCUUGAAGAAGGUACAAUUGCUUUUCAAAACUGGGUUAAAACAGGCACAGAAGUUUACAGACAGUUUUGGAUCUUUGAUGUGCUAAAUCCACAGGAAGUGGUGGUAAACAGCAGCAAAAUUAAGGUUAAACAAAGAGGUCCUUACACAUACAGGGUUCGUUAUUUAGCCAAAGAAAAUAUAACCCAUGACACUGAGAGCAACACGGUCUCAUUCGUGCAGCCUAAUGGAGCCAUCUUUGAACCUUCACUAUCAGUUGGAACAGAGGAUGACAUGUUCACUGUUCUCAAUCUAGCUGUAGCAGCUGCUCCUCACCUCUAUCCAAAUGCAUUUGUUCAAGUAUUACUCAAUUCACUCAUCAAAAAGUCAAAAUCAGCCAUGUUCCAAAACAGAACUGUGAAAGAACUGCUAUGGGGUUAUAAGGAUCCAUUCCUGAGUUUGGUUCCAUACCCUAUUCCUACCACAAUUGGUGUGUUUUAUCCUUACAACAAUACAUUUGAUGGAGUUUAUACAGUUCACAGUGGAAAAGACAACAUAAGCAAUGUUGCCAUUAUUGACACAUACAAAGGUAAAAAGAAUCUCUCCUAUUGGCCAAGCUAUUGUGACAUGAUUAAUGGUACAGAUGCAGCCUCAUUUCCACCUUUUGUUGAAAAGAGCCGACUACUGAGAUUCUUUUCCUCUGACAUUUGCAGGUCAAUCUAUGCUGUGUUUGGAGGUGAUAUUGACCUGAAAGGAAUUCCUGUGUAUAGAUUUGUUCUCCCAUCCAAGGCCUUUGCAUCUCCAGUUCAAAAUCCAGACAACCAUUGUUUCUGUACAGAAAAAGUAAUCUCAAAUAAUUGUACAUAUUAUGGUGUGCUAGACAUCAGCAAAUGCAAAGAAGGAAGGCCUGUAUACAUUUCACUUCCUCAUUUUCUACAUGCAAGUCCUGAAAUUUCGAAAGAUAUCGAAGGCUUAAAUGCAAAUGAAGAAGAACAUAGAACAUACUUAGAUGUUGAGCCUAUAACUGGAUUCACUUUGCAAUUUGCAAAACGACUACAGGUUAACAUAUUGGUUAAACCAGCAAAAAAAAUUGAUGCAUUGAAGAAUCUGAAACACCACUAUCUUGUGCCUCUUCUUUGGCUUAAUGAGACUGGCACUAUUGGUGAUGAGAAGGCAGAAAUGUUCAGAAAUAAAGUGACUGGAAAAAUAAAACUCCUUGGACUGGUAGAAAUGGUCCUACUCGGUGUUGGUAUAGUGAUGUUUGUUGCUUUUAUGAUUUCAUACUGCGCAUGCAAAUCACAGACAGUAAAAUAGAUGGGAAGAGUUUGAACUUUCAUCAUACCUCCCCAUAAAGUACUUUAGAGGAACCAAUUAUUUUUAUUUGGUACUGAUUCACUAGUUGGUUCUCUGGUGACAUAUGCAGCAGAAGGAGUGGAUGCUGAAUAACAAAACCUGGGCCCUGAAGUCAUGUCUUUCUCAUCAAGAAGAUAAUACUUUCACCUUUGUCUAUGUCCAUCUGAGAAUGCAACAGACUCCAGGACUAUGAAUGUGCAUCAACUAUUUUGAAAGACAUUUAAUAAUGAAAACUAAAUGACUGGAUUUUGAGCCAUUUGCUGUACAUUACUUAAGUUUCCCUAUGGAAUCCUUUGUACAACAUUAUAGCAGACAUUAUCACUGUUUUCAUUAAAACAAUAUGGGCUUAUUUGUUGUCACUGAUUAUUCAAAUGGAUGUCAUCUUUAGCAGUUUCAUGCUUCUUAUGUUUAAGAAUUUUGUUGCUUUCCAAUUUAUAUACCUUUUCUGGAAAUCUGAGUAGAGUUUUAAUCCUACUCAGUUAUAAUAUAUGCUUGGCAGCUUCAGAAUUCUAUAUUAAUAUUAUGAAAUGUACAUGGUAAUAAAAGAAGUGUUGUUUGGAAGAUAUCAAAGAAUAGAAUGUUCAUUAAUAUUUGUAGUAAUAUCCCUUGCUUUCAUUGUCAUUCAGAAAUUGGUUCAAACUAUUAAAAUAUAUUAUACUUUAAA